Molecule: messenger RNA, 471 nt
Organism: Filobasidium floriforme
Lineage: Eukaryota; Fungi; Basidiomycota; Tremellomycetes; Filobasidiales; Filobasidiaceae
Exons: 2
Source: RefSeq, a predicted model, not a curated record
UCAGUCGCUAUAUUAGAUACUCACCAACCAUCUGUCUUGCAGGAUGGCUCUUCUCGAGCCUUCGUCUGGGCUGCACUAGCCGACGCAGGCAUCGACGCGAAUGUCGGCUUUGGAACCCUAAUCUGGGAACAGGAGGGUUCCACCCAACACAAGCGAUACGACGAUAUCCGCGUGGGCGACGUCGUCGUUCUGCACGAUGCCAAACUCAAGGGCAAGAAGGGCUUGAUAUCGUACCAGCAACAAGUCGGCUCGGUGGAGGAGCCGAUGUUUUGCAUUUGUUCCGAAACCGAGUCGAAGAAGAACAAGUGCAAGGUUUGGCAAGUCGAGCGAGGCCACAUUACGACCGAGAGUUAUCGUCUGGAGGAUCUGCAGAGCGGUCUUGUCAGGGUGAGCCAUGUUGCCGGGAAAUGUGAUGCGACAAACGAUGCUCAUGACCGCUUCUCUUUGCCACACAGGUAUUCCGUCCCAUGA